Molecule: messenger RNA, 1275 nt
Organism: Cladocopium goreaui
Lineage: Eukaryota; Dinophyceae; Suessiales; Symbiodiniaceae
Source: the annotation of a GenBank genome assembly
AUGAAUGCUAACAAAGGGAAGAAGCCAGCAAAGUCAGCACCCACAGCUGCAAAAGCAGCACCGGCACCCAAGUCAGCGAAGACAGCUUCGUCUGCCCCUGUGACUGCAGCAGCUGCAAAGGCGGCACCCCCUUCCAAAGUGAGUGGGAAAUCCAGCAAGGAGUCGGAGACCUCAGUCAAAGAUGGGAAGCGGUGCCCCAAAGUUCCUGAAAGUACACCAGAGGUUGUUCAAUCCCCGGCGCCACCAGUGUCCAAGCGUCAGAGGGGUAAGCAGCCAGACCCAGACCCUAACUCUCAAAUCGACUCUUUGAAGCAGGCAAAUGCCAAGAUGCAAGCUCAGCUUGACCUGAUGGCAAAAGAAAUGGAAAAGGCUAAGAAAGUUCAGAAGAGCUCCCCUGGUACGAGUUCCACUACUGCCACUCCAAGUGCAAAGCACCCAGGUCCAUCCCCGGCCUCGGCUAAGCCACGUGCUUCGUCCAAGGUUGCUCCUCCUGACGCACCAGGGUCGGACAGCGACAACGAGGAGCUGACCCAAGGUGCAAAAUUGGGCCGGCUGAGUCGACUGUGCGAGCGAAAGCCAAGUGGCAAGUUACACGUCCCACUUGAAGUACAUGAGAAAUGGCUCCAGAAGGGCCGUGCUAGGGAUGAACUCUUGGAACAACUUGAAGCAAGUGACUGGAAUCCGGAUGCAUUCGUGAAGAAAGUCACCAAGGUCCAUGAGACUACCGCCAAGAAAAAAUCAACCAAUAGAAGAGGAUGGUAUACCAAAGAAGCUAUGGAGAAAAAACUUCAAUGGAGCAAGUCAUACAUCGCAGGCGUUGUCAAGUACUGCGAGAAGGAAGGGAACGAACACCUAUGGAAGAAAGACAAGUACAAUAAGAAGAUUCGAAAAUACUAUGUGGAGACUGCUGAGUCCGAUGAGUCGUGCGGUGAAGAUGUUGAAACUUUGAAGGAAACGGAAGAGCUUGAGGCUGACAGUCCAGUGCGAUUCCAAAGGUUGCAAGGAAAGUCAAAGGCCUUGGCAGAGUUGCCAUCCCAUGGUGAAGAAAGUGAGUCUGAGGAAGAAGAUGCCAAGGGUAAGUCUGUGCAGGCCAACGGUGGCCCACAGGAGUACAAAAACAUGAAGAAACUUGGUGAUUCCCUGUUGGCCCGUUCGGCCAAAGUCACUGACCUGAUGUCAAAGUUGGAAAGUCAUGUCCAAGAAAAGCCGGAGGGAUCCAUGGAGAAGAAACGUGUUACCAGGCCAGGGGUUGAAACAACCAACACAGAACCAUAG